Molecule: messenger RNA, 1791 nt
Organism: [Candida] anglica
Lineage: Eukaryota; Fungi; Ascomycota; Pichiomycetes; Serinales; Debaryomycetaceae
Source: the annotation of a GenBank genome assembly
AUGGUCGAAUUCAACCCAUCUUCAAUCAGUAUAACAACUACCAAGAAGUCGUACACGUCAUAUCCCAACGGGUCGUACGCAAACACGUUUUUAGGGUCAGGGAACUUGGGUCCAGAUGUCAUGACGCGAAUCUUUAUGGCGUUGAAGUCUGGGAUUAAUUCAGAAAUUAAAUGGGCAUUAUCAACAGUUUGUCUGCUUUCAUUUAGUAGUCCUGGAUUUAUUAAUUUUGAGAAAUUCCCCUUCCUCGGCACAGAACUUAUAAAAUAUUUCAUACAACCAUUUAAAGUGUCUACAUCUAAUAGAACAGAAUUAAUUGAAAGAUUAAAUUUUAGUUUAGAUUCACUUUUAACUCUUCGAAAUGCUUCACAAGAUUUAAUUAAUCAACAAUGGUUAUCACUGGUUAAAAAUUUAAAGAAAAACAUUAUUACUGUUUUGAAAACCUUGAUUGGUUGGUACUAUUUAGGUACUACAGAUUCUACUCAAUCUUCAGAAUUAUAUGGUGAAGGAUUUAAUUAUUUAUUAGAUCUUAUUGAAACUCUUAGUUGUUAUUAUAUUGACAACACAAAGACAGAUCUGUUAUUCCAUUAUUUGAUUUCAAUUUUAUCUUAUUCUAGAGAUAAAUAUGUUAUUAUAAGUGUUGUUAAAAGUUUAGGACAUUUAUUAAUAAUAAGAGGUAAUGAAGAAAUUACUUCAAAUUGUAUUGAUUCAAUUUCAAAUGAUACUCUUGAACAAUUAAUUUCAUUUUUUUUACUUAAUGAUGAAGAACUUUCAUAUGCAGUUUUACAAUUCUUGAAAGAAUAUCUUUCAUCUGAAGCAAUUAAUCAAUCAUAUCCAACCAUUAAAGAAUCUCAACAAUGGAGACUUGAACAACUUUUAAACAAUAAUUCAAAUGUUAAAAUCUUAAUGAAACAACUUCCUCGAUUGAUAAUUACUAAUUUACCAUUGAAUGAUCCUAAAUUACUUCCUCAACUCCCUUCAUUAUCAUUAACCAAGAGAUCUUUACAUUCUAGUGUUCCAACUUUGGUUCCAGAACUUUCUCUGCAACUUUAUGAUAUCAUUGUAAAAUUCCAUGAACCUUUAAGAGCUUCAACUUGGUUAAGAUGUUGUUAUGAACCAGUAUAUACCAAUAAUACCACUGAAGGGGUAGAUAAAGAUCUUUCGGGAGAAGUAACUCAAAUUUCUCUUUGGAAAGCUUAUGAAAAGCAAUUUGAUAAAGUAUGGCAAACAAAAGAAGGUGAAAAGCAACCAGCUCAUUCCCAAUGGCCAAAACUUUUACCAGCAGUGGAUUUUAUUAAGAAUGUAAGUGCUGCAUUCCCACAUUCUCAAGCAAUGGUGGUUAAUAUUGAACCUGAAGAACCUGGUCAACAACCAAAACGUAAAUUUAUUAUCAAGGGAAUUCAACCACGUCAAUUUGUAGUAAAUAUUGAUGUGGGGAAUUAUGAUGCCUUGAAGCAAAAACCUAGAGUUGCCACUGAUUCAAAUGAUGAUGUAGCAGACAGUUCACUCCCGAUUGGACACGUUGACGUGGCCAAGUUUGACCAUGGACUUGAUUCUCUCUCCAGUUAUAUCACCAGCAACGGGUUGAACAAGGAGCAUCUCCCCAGUGUCAACAUGAUCAGUCUGGAAUUGAUGGAGUACAUAAUUGCCAGUGUAUUGGAAAAGGAAGGAGAUUCUCACUUUAUUGACAUUUUCCGGGAUGAAAACCUUUGGCUUAAAGAUUGGAUCUAUGCCAAUCCUAGUUUAAUAGAUGGUGGGAUCUUUAGUGAGAAGUGGUUGGAAUAUUUGGUAUAG